Podarcis muralis (Common wall lizard) is the source of this 7629-nucleotide messenger RNA. RefSeq names its product basonuclin zinc finger protein 2 (gene BNC2). The record is from RefSeq and is a predicted model, not a curated record. NCBI's taxonomy places the organism in Eukaryota, Metazoa, Chordata, Lepidosauria, Squamata, Lacertidae. Gene Ontology annotation, biological process: regulation of DNA-templated transcription. Gene Ontology annotation, cellular component: nucleus.
AGAGGAGGAAACUGGCUACUGACAUUCUCCUUAAGCCUCCCACAAAUAACAGCCAUUAGUGGGAAGGUCAGGAGCUGAGCAGGCAGCUCGACUAAGGCACUGAGUACCACUUCAGAAAGCAAGAGGCUAGCAAAUUUUAGAGGGAGUUUAAGUGGGUAAUAGCUGGCUCUAAAGGUACAGCCACUGUUGGCACAAUUGACUCAUAGGGGCUGUUUUCCCCCCCCUCCUUCUUCUUCCUCCUCCCCUCCUCGUUCCAUGCAACAAGAAUAUUUUUAUUGACCACAGGUGGACUUAAUAUAUUUUAAGGCAACAGUUCUUUGGGCUCUUGUUUUUGUUUCUCAGAUAUUGAAUUUGCAGCUUUUGAGACUGGUUUUUGUGUGCGUGCGUGUGCUUAAUGGUGGUGAACUGGAGGGAAGUUUAACAGAAAAGCUUUCAGGAGAUGCCAGGAUCUAAAGGGGAAGACACAUUUGUGUCAACAUAGCGUUUGCUUUCUCAUCUUUCCUCAUUGCACACUAAUGACACACGGCUGCCACUGAAGCUUUCUUGUGAUUCUUUUGUUGUUUUGUGAGAGAGUGAGGUUUAUUGUUGUUCUCCAGUUAAGGGAGAGCUUGCGAGAGUGGUACAUUUGUCCUCUCAAUUUGUAGAUUUUAUUAGAAGAUGAAUGUUCCUUACACAUUAAGUUGAGAAAAACUAGACUCUUCUCCCCCAUUUCUUUUAACCUGACUUGGUGUUGGUGGUUGUUGUUUUUUUAUGAGAGGGCAUGAAUUUUGUUUUACAUUUUUGAAGUUGCAGUGUUUAUGUAAUCCAUGUAGGUGUUCUCUCCCUCUCGCUCCUCCCUCCGGUUUUUCCUCAUAGGAGACCAAAGUACGUAACAGUACUGGGAAAAUGCAAAGUGCAUUGUUCUAAAUAGAGCUUGGUUUUUAAAAAGUAGUUGGUGGCAGUGGCUUUCGGUUUUUCAUUGUAUCUAGCCUGUGUUAACAAUCUUUACGCUGGUGGCAAUCCUAAAAGGAAAUGCUGCGGUUUGUUUUGUUUUUCUGGAUAGAGUUGCCUUUUUAUUUCGUUCAUUUCACCCACUCCCUUUUGUGAUCUGAAAGGUUAUUGUAUAUUCCUCAUCCAAGAACUUUACGUUUUUUUAAAAAAUAAAUAAAUCAACUUUUGAUCUUUAUGGAAAAGAGAGAAGACACUUCUCUUUCCCCCGACUUCUGCUCCUUGAGGCAUUUUAGGCAAUUAACAGGGGAAAACAAAGAUGUGAGAGAUGAAACAUGCAUGCAGUUCUUUCCUAGUUUUCUUUUUAAAAGAAGUUGGAGAUCGUCUUAUUUCAUCCCACCCCCUUCUUUUUUGUCAGAAGAGGCAGAAGUGGAUGUGAGAGACAGAGACACUCAGAGAGACACAGAACGAAAGAGGGCAAGAGACUUGACUUUGAGAGACUCCUGUGCUGACAACUCCAUGCAGUUCGGAACAAGGACAGCAACGGCCGAAUCUGGUUUCAUGGGGACAUGGCAGAACGCUGACACUAACCUCUUGUUCAGAAUGUCCCAGCAGGCCAUACGCUGCACACUGGUAAAUUGCACGUGUGAAUGUUUCCAACCAGGGAAGAUAAACUUGAGAACCUGCGAUCAGUGUAAACAUGGAUGGGUGGCACAUGCUUUGGACAAGCUUAGCACGCAGCAUCUGUACCACCCAACUCAAGUGGAGAUUGUACAAUCCAAUGUAGUGUUUGACAUCAGCAGCCUAAUGCUCUACGGGACUCAGGCCGUUCCGGUGAGACUGAAGAUAUUGCUGGACCGACUCUUCAGCGUCUUGAAACAGGAAGAAGUGUUGCACAUCCUGCAUGGUUUGGGCUGGACACUUCGGGACUACGUUCGGGGUUACAUCCUUCAGGAUGCUGCAGGCAAAGUGCUGGACCGCUGGGCCAUCAUGUCCAGGGAAGAAGAGAUUAUUACCCUUCAGCAGUUUCUGAGGUUCGGGGAAACCAAAUCCAUCGUGGAGCUGAUGGCAAUUCAAGAAAAAGAAGGGCAGGCAGUGGCUGUUCCAUCUUCAAAGGCAGACUCAGACAUAAGGACUUUUAUUGAAAGCAAUAAUCGAACCAGGAGCCCGAGUCUCCUUGCUCACCUGGAGAACAGCAACCCUUCGAGCAUCCAUCAUUUUGAAAACAUCCCCAACAGCCUCGCAUUCCUGCUUCCAUUUCAGUACAUAAAUCCAGUCUCUGCCCCUCUGCUGGGUUUGCCACCGAACGGCCUCCUGCUGGAACAGCCCACCCUGAGACUGCGCGAGCCAAGCCUAUCGACCCAGAACGAAUACAACGAGAGCAGCGAGUCCGAAGUCUCCCCAGCACCUUUCAAGAAUGAGCAGGCAUCCAGCAGGAACGCCUUGACCAGCAUCACAAAUGUAGAGCCCAAAUCUGAGCCAGCCUCUGUGUCCCCCGUACAGACGUCCACCCCUAUCAACGAUUUGUCCAAGCCGGAACAUACGAAAAGCUCUUUCAGAAUUCAUAGGAUGAGGAGGAUGGGGUCAGCGUCGCGGAAAGGGAGAGUUUUCUGCAACGCAUGCGGCAAAACCUUUUACGACAAGGGCACCCUCAAAAUCCACUACAACGCUGUCCAUCUGAAGAUCAAGCACAGGUGUACGAUUGAAGGCUGCAACAUGGUCUUCAGCUCGCUCAGAAGUCGCAACCGUCACAGUGCUAACCCCAACCCCCGACUUCAUAUGCCCAUGCUAAGGAACAAUCGAGACAAGGAUCUCAUCCGCGCUACAUCAGGCGCCGCUACCCCUGUCAUAGCAAGUACAAAGUCCAGCUUAACGUUAACAAGCCCUGGCAGGCCUCCAAUGGGUUUUACCACUCCCCCGCUAGAUCCUGUGCUACAAAACCCUUUGCCUAGCCAACUUGUGUUCCCAGCUUUAAAGACUGUGCAGCCUGUUCCUCCUUUUUACAGAAGUUUACUUACGCCAGGCGAGAUGGUGAGCCCUCCAACCUCAUUGCCGACUAGCCCUUUAAUGCCAGCAGCUGGCACUGUAGAGCAGCUCCCUCUGCCACCUUCGGAAUCAACAGCCCCUGCGUUGAUGAUGCCCACGCAAGAGGCAAAUACUGACCUUGCCCCGAAGAAGAAGCCAAGAAAGUCCAGCAUGCCUGUAAAAAUAGAGAAGGAAGUUAUUGACACCGCCGACGAGUUCGAUGACGAAGAUGAGGAUGUCAACGAUAACCGGAGUGUGACUAACGACGGUGGUCAUGACAAUCACUGUCAUUCUCAGGAAGAAAUGAGCCCUGGGUUGUCUGUGAAAGACUUCUCAAAAAACGGGAGGAACAGGUGCAUUUCGAGGACGGAGCUGAGAAGGGCAGAUAGCAUGACGUCGGAAGAUCAAGAGCACGAGAGAGACUAUGAAAACGAGUCAGAAUCAUCGGAACCAAAACUGUGCGAGGAAUCCAUGGAAGGCGACGAACCCAUGAUGCAUGAAAGAAACCACACAUCCAUGAUGAACCACGACAGGCCAGAUGAAAACCACCACGGCAUUUCCCACCAAGAUGAAGUUAAGGUGAAGGAAGAAUUUACCGACCCUACCUAUGAGAUGUUCUACAUGAGCCAAUAUGGACUUUACAACGGGGGCAGUGCCAGUAUGGCUGCCCUUCACGAAAGCUUCACUUCCACUUUCAACUAUAACAGUCCCCAGAAGUUCUCCCCAGAGGGCGAUUUGUGCUCAAGCCCAGAUCCCAAGAUCUGCUACGUGUGCAAGAAGAGUUUCAAGAGCUCCUACAGCGUGAAGCUCCACUAUAGGAAUGUGCAUCUAAAAGAGAUGCAUGUCUGCACAGUGGCUGGUUGCAAUGCUGCCUUCCCUUCAAGGCGAAGCAGAGACAGACACAGUGCUAACAUAAACCUGCACCGUAAACUGUUGACCAAAGAACUGGAUGACAUGGGCCUGGACACUUCGCAGCCCUCGCUUAGCAAGGACCUCCGCGACGAGUUUUUGAUGAAGAUCUACGGCGCCCCGCAUCAGAUGGGCUUUGACAUACGGGAAGACACCUCCUCCCCGGCAGGUACUGAGGACUCCCACCUGAACGGGUACGGAAGGGGCAUGUCAGAAGAAUACAUGGUGCUAGACCUCAGCACCACCUCCAGCAUCCAGUCUAGCAGUAGCAUCCAUUCCUCCCGAGAAUCCGACGCAGGGAGCGACGAGGGGAUUCUCCUUGAUGACGUGGACGGCGCAAGUGACAGUGGGGAGUCGUCACACAAGGCGGACGCCCCAGCCUUAGGGGUCGGCGUGGGCGCCGAAGUCCCUGGCUCCCUCAUGUUCAACAGCGUUUCCAUGAGCAACGGGGGGAUUGUGUGUAACAUUUGCCACAAAAUGUACAGCAACAAGGGGACUCUCAGGGUGCAUUACAAGACUGUGCACCUGCGGGAGAUGCACAAGUGCAAAAUCCCUGGGUGCAACAUGAUGUUUUCUUCUGUCCGCAGCCGGAACCGGCACAGUCAGAACCCAAACCUGCAUAAAAACAUUCCCUUCGCUUCACUAGACUAGUUCAAAGAUGGACGUGGCAAACGCCAGUAGCUCUCGCAGAGGGUUUCCGCUACUUUGAACUGCCAUUUACAGACUAUUAUAUAAAUAUAUAUAUAUAUAAAUAUAAAUAUAUAUCUUUUUUUUCUUUUUUAACAAAACAGAAAAAACAAACACCAGGUGCUUUUUUUUUCCUUUUCCUUUUCCUAUUUUUCUUUUCCUUUUCUUGUUUGUCUGUUUUUAUUUUGUGUGGGUUGGGGUAGUAAGUUUAACCUGGGAGGAAAUUUCCACUGCUUCAAAGAGAACAAACGAACGUACACACACACACGAACACGAACACGAACAAACUUGCAUUUUGAAGCCCCACUUUUGUUAUAAAACCCGUGGUCAUCUCCAAAGAGACUGUUUCUUUUACCUUUGACUGUCGCCUGCAAUCUUGAGGAAGGGGAGAAAUGCAGCGGAGGGGGGGGGCACGAGGAAACACAGCACUGCAGAGAGAGGGGAGGAGGGAAAAAAGAACAAGUACAAUUGUCUUUUGUGUAUGUUAAACCUUUGAGAGGACCAUCAACUACACAUGGCUGUUACACUUGUAUAUAUUGAGCCUUGAAGGGCCUAUCAUGUAAAACAAUUGUAUUGAUGGUGGUUAACUUUUUGUUUUAUUUUUAUUUGGGGGGGUUGUUUUUUGUUCGGUUCGGUUUUACAUUUACAUCCAGCUGUUAGAUAUGCGGGGAAGGGGGGGAGAAUAGUUUGCUGGCUAGCUCUGUUCAUUUAUAUUAGCUUCAGUGCACAUUUAGAAAAAAGAAAAAAAGAAGAAAACACAAGGUCUUGUUUUUUAACUACCUGCUAGAGAUGCGUAAUGGGGAGGUGCUGGCAUGCUUUAGAGCACCUGAUCUGAUACAGUUUUUUUUUAAGGGAUUUUUUUUGUCUUGUUACUAUUACAUAAAUCCAGUCAUGCACUUUUUUCUUACACAAUGUGGGGAUGUGUAAUAAUAUCCAUACCCUUUUUUCCCUUAAAAAGUAUUGCCAUACUUUCAGUGUCUUAUUGAUUAAGAAAAAAAAGAAAGGAAAGAAUUAACACUUUGUUAGAAGUGGUCCGGUCAGUAUGGGGCGAGAAUGCCGAACAAAUAAAAUAAAAAAUAAAAGUGUUAAAUGUUAACACGAAACUGCCAACUUUGCACAAGUUUUCAGUAACCAAAAUAUAAUCAGCUGCUGUGGCCUGCGGGGAAAAAUAUCCUAGGAAUUUGGGAGCAAGGAGAGAAUACACAUGAAUGUCCUUCUCAGGUUCUAAAUAUUAUCCACAAGUGAGUCUGUAGGUUUAUAGACAAAGAAAGCAGCGCUUCGCAGUGUGAGACAUUUCUUCAACUGAGAAAGGAUGGGCUUCCAGUUGAAAUUGUCCAGUUGAAUUGUGUGGGACUUACUUUUGAUCUGCAGUAGCUUAGAAGGAGGUCACAGUGACUUAAGGGCCAAAUCCGAAUUCCUGAAAUGAAUUUGUAUGUUCUCUACUGAAGACUUGGGCUUUAGUUGCAUGAAAAUGAAAAACAAUUCUAACCUCUGCAAAGUUGUCUGGUGUGCACUGGAAAGUGCCGAGGUAUGAUCAAGGCAUGGUUUUUUGGUUUUUUUUAAUAGAAGCAAUCGAAAGCCAUUAAUGGCACAAGCACUUAAAGCUUGGAAACGGUGUGCCAUUCAUUAGAUUGGGUAACUUCCCCUUUGGAGAAAUCGGAAGCUGGUGGCUGCGUAUAGGGAGGGACCCAAACCGAAAAUUCAUGUUUUCAUCUUUUGUACUUUCCCAACAUGAUUUGUCAGAGAACAAUUACAGUAGAGUUGGGAAAGAGUGUGUUAGAGGAGAGGCCAAUGAUUGAGGAAGACAGGGAGAAGCUGCUCACCAAAUCUUUUUUUCUUCUUCUUUUUGUUUCUGGUGUUUACAUGUGUUGUCUGAGCAUGGCAAACCGCACUGGCAGCCUGUGUUACCACAGCAUACUGACUGAAUGAUGAUAUUUACUUAAGCUCAGCCUACAGCCAAGACCAUUAUGGUGUGUGUCAUAUAACAGAUCUUUUCUCUCUCUUUUUUUUAAAGAAUACACAAGGAAUAUUUCCGCACACAGUGCAUUGCUAACUCAAAGAGAGUGCUUUUCUUUCCUAGAACAUUUCUCUUGUAACUGCGAAACCAGAAAUACUUGGGUUGCUUUCAGCUUCCAAGUUGACUCUGUUGUGCAAUUUCAACCACUGUUCAUUGCAAAUUGGCAUUAGCAAUCCAGUCUUAAUUUUACUAGCGGAAACUAUUCCAGUUAAAUAGAUUCCCCCGUCUUCCUUGGCCCUCAUCCACCUCUAGUUAGUUGUGGCUGAGUCUCAUUUGAACCAACAGGAAGACGUUAGUCUCAACUGAACUAAACCCUAUCCUUUCAUUGAGACUUAGGCUUGUCUAACUUUCCCUUGUUUGAAAGCAGUAUAUGCUACAGUACUUUUUUUCUCCUAAAACAAAAAUAUAAAUACUAGUUGCAGUAUCUCCAUGUGUGUGUAAAAAAGAAAAAGAAAAAGAUGUCUUUAUUAAUUGAAAUGCCUUAUCUUAGGCCAUAUUUCUUUGUUUUCAAAUAGUGGACACAACUUCUGACAUUAUUUACAGAUUUCCUACAGACUCUUUUAAAAGUGUUACCGACCAGUAUGUCAAAAAAAUAUGUUUACAUCAAAAACCUCCACAAUUUUUGCUGACUUGAUUUUUUUUUUCAUUUGUGCUUUUGUCUUUUUUCCAAAGUCUUAAUUACUUUUGUUUAUAAAAAUUAAAUGGAGAGAUGCUUUGUUUUGUUUUAUGCUACGUAUGUACGGUAUGCUUGUGAAAGGGAACAUAGAAAAGUAAAGGUUUGUUCUUCCCAAACAAAUUAACUUUUGUAGUGUUAUCUGUACUGCACUGUCUCUUCAAACCCUGCCCUCUGCCCAGCUAUUAGGAACCAAGCGAGAAGAAAUGUUGAAAAAGGCAAAACAAACCUUAAAAAAUGGCUAAAUGAUAUCUGAGGAACAUUUUUUAAAAAAAUUUAAAAACCCAACACUGUUUUUGAAGUAUGUAAGGUAUAAAUAAAUAUCGUUUUUAAUGAAAAACAUAUUUGAGGUAUAUAAAUAAUUCUUUCCUGAAUAAAUCACUGUUCUGCA